This is a messenger RNA of Carassius gibelio (silver crucian carp), 1807 nucleotides long. RefSeq names its product fibroblast growth factor receptor homolog 1. Lineage: Eukaryota; Metazoa; Chordata; Actinopteri; Cypriniformes; Cyprinidae. Gene Ontology annotation, cellular component: signaling receptor complex. Gene Ontology annotation, molecular function: transmembrane receptor protein tyrosine kinase activity; ATP binding. The record is from RefSeq and is a predicted model, not a curated record. The transcript is spliced from 12 exons. Gene Ontology annotation, biological process: positive regulation of kinase activity; multicellular organism development; protein phosphorylation. The coding region runs from base 125 to 1450 and encodes 441 amino acids.
CCACAGGCAAUGAAGAAAUGUUGCGUAUUGUUCAGAAGAGCACCUUAGCCUCAGUGGUCUUCAUGCAUGCUCGCACAGUAUUGUCUCAUGCAGAAGAAGGUUAGACAAUGGGGUGCAUUGCAUAAUGAGUUCAACCUGGGGACCUGCUAUUUUAAUCGUCUUUUCUACAAGUUCCGAUGAAACAUCUCGCUCAGAUUUUUUUAAAACAUGUGAUGCUUUUGGUGUUAUUAUGACAAAUAACAGUUCACCUUAUUUUAAUGGGAUCAAUAUCGAUUUUGGACACACAAUUCUAAUCUGCAUCUAUGCUGUUACCAUGUUCUUCAUGAUUGUACUCGGAUGCCUUUGCCUAAACAAGUAUCGGUCAAUGAAGAAGACCAUACGGGAGCUGAGGCAAAGGAGGCCGGCUGUGAUCCCCCAGGUACCUUCCCAAGAUUCUCCAUCUCCUGAUGUCCUGAAAAUUCCUGAACUACCGGAUCGUACUAAAGAGGACCCUUUACAGAGACAACAAAGUAAAUUGAGCUGCAGAUUUCCCUGGAAGCCUCCACUACAGGUUCCUCGGUUCACAAAAGGAGACCUGAGCCUUAUUCAGCUCAUAAAGGCGGGUAGAGAAGGAGCCUUCUACAAAGCAAGGAUCAUAAGGGGGACAUGUAAUGGCCAUUCACUGGUCAUUUGUAAAAUUGGAAAAGAAGGUAUCACCUCAAAGCAGAUGGAAAAUGAGGUGUCUAUUAUGAGAAAGCUGGCGUAUCAUAAAAAUGUGAUGCAGUUGCUGGACUGGAAUACAGUGGAACAGCCGUAUAUGCUGCUCAUGGAGUUCAUAAGUUGCGGAACCCUCCGCAGUUUUGUUCAGAAACACAAAGAUGAACUGAUUGCUGACCCUGAACUGCAGAGCCAGUUCACCAUCGCGUCCUACCACAUCGCCCUGGCCAUGGAGCACUUACACUCCAAAAUGGUGGUGCACAGCAACCUUGCUUUAAGGAACAUUCUGGUGAGCCAAUUCCCAUGGGAGGUGAAGGUAGCAGAGUUCGGCCUGGCCAGAGACUUGACCCGUAUGAGGAGCAGACACAGCAGCAGAAAAAAACAAUACAAGGAGCGUGUGCCGCUGCGCUGGUAUCCUCCAGAAUAUUUCAGGAACAACUACUACAGCUUUAAGGGAGAUGUCUGGGCAUUUGGCAUUUUGCUGUGGGAAAUGCAGACAUUCGGCACCUUGCCGUAUCCAGAUCUGAACACAUCUGAGCAAGUGGUGUAUAGUAUCUGUGCUGGUUAUAGGAACACUGUACCAGAUACCUGCCGUCCAGAAAUAGAAAAUGUCAUGCAAGACUGCUGGUUGGAUCCCUACACAUCUAGACCUGCAUUUACACACAUUGUCAAGAUCCUGGAGAGUAUCGUGGAGCGUGAUGGGGAUUAUGUGGACGUUGACAACCAAAGGAUCAUGAAUGCAAGAGAAAAGUGAAUUAAAAAAUAUAUAUAACUUCUAACUUUUUAAUUCUAUGAGAAUUUUGUAGCAGUUAUUUCAUCAUUGUUCUCGUGUAACUCCUAAUUGUGUGCAGGCAUACUUUUUGGAAAAUGUUUUUAAGGAUUUAUAUUCUAUACAUGCUGCAUUUGUAAAGCAGGAAGACAUAACGCAACUCUAAAGAACAAAUUAUAGUAUUCUUGACAUGUGUUCAAUGACAAUUUUCCAAACAAACAAUCUAAAAAAAGUGAGUGUUAGAUGUGAUAAACAUGCUAUUAUUUAAAUAAUAAUAAUUGACCAAUAAAAUUGUUUUAUAUCAGUUUUCGUAAUUGUAAUAAAAACAAAAAUUAAUUUGCA